Anopheles bellator is the source of this 3297-nucleotide messenger RNA. It is a transcript of the gene nuf, whose product is annotated as rab11 family-interacting protein 4B. The transcript has 7 exons. Gene Ontology annotation, biological process: endocytic recycling; regulation of cytokinesis. The record is from RefSeq and is a predicted model, not a curated record. NCBI's taxonomy places the organism in Eukaryota, Metazoa, Arthropoda, Insecta, Diptera, Culicidae. Gene Ontology annotation, cellular component: midbody; cleavage furrow; recycling endosome membrane. Bases 417 to 1958 code for a protein of 513 amino acids.
CGGUUCGGUUCGUGUGUUGUGCGUUCGCCGUGCGCCUCUUUUGUUGGUCUUUAUUUUUGUUGCAUUUCUUUUCUGGGUUUUACUUUAUUUUGCACGGCAAGACGGUGGUGUAUUUUUUUGUUUCGCCGUGUGAGGUGCUGCGCGUUUCCAGUGAUCGCGAAGGAAAAGCAUUUCGUGAUCGCGCUCUGAGGCUCUGAGAGCAUAUUCCGCGGCCGCGAUCGCGUUCGCGUGUGUGCAUUAUUUACCACAAUUAUUUCGAAAUUCCCAACUGUGUAGAAAGUGUCGUUAGAAAAGAAACUAUAGUGAACCGGGUAACUAGUGACGAUUCGACUGUGGUGCCACCCACCAGGUCCAGUAAUUUCGGGAGGCAUUCCUUCCCCCGGGGUAAAUAAUGACCGGUCGCUGCCGUCGGCCCAAUGAAUUGGCAGCGACUUAGUGAUAAACUUUCACCGCUCAAAAUGAUGACCACCACCAAGAAGGUCGACUACCUGUCGACCACUCCGACCUCGGCCACGACCCCAUCGUCCACCAGCCAGCCGGACAGUCUCGAUCUGGACUACGACAUGUGGCAGGGCCAGUUCGAGUUCGUCGGCGGACCGGCCCCGCAGCCGGGCGGGGUCCCGGCCAUGAUCGGGAAACAGUCACGCACCUCUAGUCUGGAAGAUUUGCGCCUAAACGGGUACAUCCCGCCCGAUCAGCCGGUGCUGAUCGACGAGGAAACGUUCCUCAGUCUGCACCCGCACGACUUCCCGUCGUCCGGGCCGCAGUCGGGCUUUUUCCUGGACGAAAUGGGCGGCGAAGGGCAGCCGCCAUCGCAGCUCAACAACAACCACAGCAGCACUACGACUGCGCAGAGCAACAUACUCAACAUCAAGCUGCUCAACAACAAGACGAACAACCUCAUCAGCUCGGUCAUUAUCGAGGAAAAGAACGCCAAAAACAAUCUGAUCAACAGCAACCUGAAGCUGAUCAACGACAACCCGGAGCUGGGCAACAAGUACAUCCUGAAGGCCAGCCACAACGGGAGCAGCAAAAUGAACGAUCUAAUCAAAACAGACCUAUGUGAUAAUCUAAACGAACAACUCGAAAUACUACAACGGCAAGUCACCAAUCUGGCGGACACGCAGAGCAAUGUCGACGAUCGUACGAGUAGAACCAAAACGGAAUAUGCUGUCCUGCAGGCCCGCUACCACAUGCUGGAGGAGCAGCUGAGAGAGACUGAACUGCGGGCCGAAGAACGGCUAACGCAGGAGCAGAAGCGCCACCGGGAGCUGCUGGCGCGUGUCGAGCGGGAGGCCAAGCUGCAGAAUGAGAACUGCCAGAUCCGGAUACGAACGAUGGAGGUGGAGGUCACCAGCUUGCGGGACGAGAUCCAGCGAUUGCGCUCCCAAAGCGACAAACAGGCGGGCGAUCUGCACGCCACGGAGGAGAAGCUGGAGAAAACGCGCGACUCCCUGAUGACGGCGCAGCAGGACCUGGCCGAAGCGAAGGCGGAAGAGAAGAAACACCGAGCGGAUAAGCAAGCGGCCGAAGAGCUGAUGGUCGAGCUGGGCAAGGAGUGUGAACGUUUGCGGACGGAGCGAGGCCCAGCCCUGCCCACGACGUCACCCGAAUCGCUGCGGCUCGAAGAGCUGCACCAGGAGAUGGACGAGCUGCGCCAGAAGAACAAAAGUCUCGAAGAGUCCAACGAGGAGCUGCAGGCCAUGAUGCUGACGCGCAGUAUCGAGGAGGGGCGCAAUCUGCUCAACGGCCCCAGCAACAGUUUGGCCCAGGAGCUGGAAGCGAUGAGCCAGAAUCAGGAUUCCGUUGAUUCGUCCACUUUAGCGUCAUUAACACAGCUGCAGGUGGCGUUCCAGGAAAAGGAGGACGAAAACCGACGACUCAAGCACUACAUCGACACCAUGCUGCUGAAUGUGGUCGAGAACUAUCCCCAGCUGCUGGAAGUGAAAGCGGUGUGAACCGUCGGCGGCGGCCAGAGAGCCGUUUCAACCGAAGCGUUUAGUAACUUUUUUAGACUCUACGAUUCGCGUUACUCAUACUCCUAGGGCGCUCACUCGCAGGUGUUUAAGGUCCUGGCGCUCGCUCCCCGGUGUGUAAUACUAUAGGGCAGGACAGAGCGACAGUCGGAAGCGCGAUAUAACAUUGCCGCCAGCCGGGGGAGCCCAGCGGCCAUGAUGUGUAACGUACGUAAUGUGGACGAACAGUAAGCAAUAUUCGUAAAUUUAUAUUUUACAUAAUAAUAAUUUAAGUACUCGUGGCGUCGUGUAAACAAAGGAAGGAUGUGAAGGAGUUUUUCGUAAAGAAACGUGUAGGGUACCGUUGCGAACCAGGCACUCAGAGGUGCGCGUGCGCGCGGUUAACGAUUUGGAACUGCAAAAACCAACAACGAUCGCCUUUCACAAAACAAACCUGAACCACCAUACGGGCGCGCAUACUAGAAGCACUUACUUGAACCGUGAUAACCCCAACAGAUAGCCUUCUACUAUUACAUUUUUGACCUUAAAAUGUUUGUUUUGUUUUAACUUAACGUCGACGCGCUCGGUUGUUACACAGGUUGCAGAGGGAUUAGAAAACAGGGAAAUGGAACAGGUCGAAAUAGAACGGUGCUGUUUGUGUUUGGCCGUGUAUUGAAGGCCAGCACCUGGAAACCUUUAGCCAAGAAAAUGCUUUUACGGAGUGAGAUGCUAUGUUAUGGUCUAACAGUCGAUUGACGAGAUCCUAAGUUAACUCCAGAGAGCUCCAUACACUUCACAGCGCUUCGCUUCUGGUCUGGCCUCUUGUUUGGAAAGGCGUCAUGUAAAACUCUACUAUAAAUUAAGACCUAGUAAAUUUUAGAGCAAACCCACUAGCUAAAAAGAGGUAUAAACUCGUUUCAAAGAAGAAUAUUUCUUGUUGAUUAUGAAUAGAGCAGGUUUUUGAUAAAAAUUCUUUUGAACCACAAUGAAAAUCGAAGAAAAGAUGUUCGUGAGCAACAACUUGAUCACCAAUUUCGCGUUCCGUCGUUGCAAAAACCUUCACAUUGUUUGGAAGUUUGUAUUUACAAUGGUUUGCCCGCCAGAGUUUUUUUUAGCAGACUCGAAUUGUGCGAAAAAGAACUCUAUUCCUCGUGUAACGGAUGGACAGUGAAGAAGCAAAUCAAUGUGUUACGAGUAGCGGGCGACUGUUUCCCCUCAAUGCCGUUGGUGCAACACGAUGCGGGAACGGGAUCAUACCAUUUUAAACGCAUGGAUGCCAAAAUAGCGUUCUACUAAAAAAAACCCCAACUGUAUUACAAACGUAGAAAUGGAAAAUAAAAAC